This is a messenger RNA of Fundulus heteroclitus (mummichog), 2013 nucleotides long. RefSeq lists its product as uncharacterized. NCBI's taxonomy places the organism in Eukaryota, Metazoa, Chordata, Actinopteri, Cyprinodontiformes, Fundulidae. The record is from RefSeq and is a predicted model, not a curated record. The transcript is spliced from 8 exons. The coding region runs from base 117 to 1535 and encodes 472 amino acids.
CUCCAAAAGAUACAUCAGUUCAAACAGACAGCUGCCUUCAGACCAGGAUUCAGCUCCAGGUUACAGACCUUCAGGUAAAAGUGUUUCCUGCCACAGAGGGACAGAAAGUAACUCUGAUGUGUUCAACCAGCUGUUAUGGGACUGAAAGCCCUGCAGCUAUCAUCUGGUACCAGAACAGCGAGUUCCUCUAUGAGGACUGGUCCCCCUGGUACCAAGAACUGGUCACCAGUGAUCCGGCAGUCAGAUACUCCUGUGCUAUCAAAGGCUACGAGGAUAUCAGAGCUCCUGAGGUCUCAGUGGAUUCUGUCACACGGAGCUGCUUCAGUGUGACCUACGCUGGAGGCACAAUGUGUUCCUACAGCCAGACGUCAGAGGAGCAGCCCUGCUCCAUCACAUUUCCUACAGAACUUUAUGUUGAAACAAAGGACUCAGCUCCUGACCAUUUCAAGAUGAUCUGUAACUCCAGCUGUUCUCAGACUGACUUUCAAGUCCUUCAGUUGUAUAGAAACACACAAGAUGGUCUACAGAAAGCUGAUCAAACCACUGUAUUUACCAGCUCAUCCAUAGAGAUUUUUUUCUGUUCUGUGAAGAAUCCUGAUUAUCUGCUUUCUGAUCAAGUUUGUCUUAAUGGUUCCAACUGCUGGACUGUGAACUAUGUGAGCAGGAGAAUCUGUGGCCUGAAAGGUUCAUCAGUGAACAUCUCCAGCAAAUACUCACUUCCUGAAAACAUGCAGGUACAGGCUAAACGCUGGUAUAAAAUGAAGAGAAAUGCAAAGCAGGAAGUCGAACAGCUGGUGGAGGAUAAAGGUGAUGUAAAGUAUCAGGAUAACAUGGGGAACAAACACAUCCUCAGAUUAAACAACCUGGAUCCGAAGGACUCAGGAGAAUACAAGUUCAGAGUGGAACUAAAGGAUUAUGACCUGGAAAAGUAUGUUUAUCCAGGAGUUACUCUGAUCGUAACAGAGCUGCGGGUGGAUCUGAGACCUGCUGCAGAGGUGACUGAGGGUCAGAGAGUCACAUUAACCUGCAGCACCAGCUGUCCUCUCAGUGAAAACACAAAGUACAUUUGGUACUUGAACAGCCAGCCUCUGCGUCUGACAAAAACACACAACAAACAGCUGACUAUAGAUGCAGUCAGCAGUCAGGAUGAAGGAAACUACUCCUGUGCUGUUGAAACGAUCAGCUCAGCUGCAAAGACUCUGACUGUCCAGAGAAGAACAGCAAACUGGGGAGCAGCAGCUGCAGGAGCUUCUGCUGCUCUCCUGGUUUUUAUUCCUCUCAUUGUUUUCAUGAUAUGGAAAUAUAAAACUUCUCAUCAGUCUUCUACAAAUGAAUCCGUCAACAAUACAGAUGAGAUAAACCUGGGACAUACGUAUGAAGAGAUUUCAACUCAUCCAGCAGAAAAGGAACUUCAUUACAGCCAAUUAGCAAUAGAAAAAUCAAAUCCUCUUUACUCCAGUAUUCAACAGCACCAGGAACAAGAGCAUACCCCCUAUGCUGAGGUCAAAAUAGGAACAAACUCAAAUUCAGAUUAAAUAAGACAUUGAUGACAAAACAACAAUUUUAGGUCUAACAAUGUUUUUUAAUGUGACAGAUAUUCAAAUUUUGUUCAUAUUGAAAGGACAGUUUUACGGAUAAACUACAAAAAAUAUUUUAGUGACUGCCACCGACUGUUCACUACCCCACGCUAAAGAUUUUGUUUUUCUGAGUUAGGCUCAAAAUGCCCCAGCUUUGGGAUUUAAAGCCUAUUAUGAAUCAGGAACACACUUUGAUAAUUAAAAUAUGAAAAUAUGGCAUGGUGUUGCCGUCAGGCAACAAACCACUAUUUUUGCCCUCACACUGCCCCUUUAAUUUUUUUUAAUAAAAUAUUACUUUAGAAGUCUGGUGAUAAGUCUGUGACCAAUGAAAUUUGAGGUGGGCGUGGCUUUGACCUUUCCUCUGGGGGUGAAACAGUCCUUUUUGGAACCAUAGCCGGCUUGGACAUACUGCUAGCAGAAGUUAAGAUAUAUUUCA